Pezoporus flaviventris is the source of this 1204-nucleotide messenger RNA. RefSeq names its product MAK16 homolog (gene MAK16). Lineage: Eukaryota; Metazoa; Chordata; Aves; Psittaciformes; Psittacidae. The transcript has 11 exons. Gene Ontology annotation, biological process: maturation of 5.8S rRNA; maturation of LSU-rRNA. The record is from RefSeq and is a predicted model, not a curated record. Bases 7 to 882 code for a protein of 291 amino acids. Gene Ontology annotation, cellular component: preribosome, large subunit precursor; nucleolus.
GGUGCCAUGCACUCGGACGACGUUGUCUGGGACAUGCUGGGGAACAGGCAGUUCUGCUCCUACAAGAUCACGACAAAAACCCAGAACUUCUGCCGCAAUGAGUACAACCUGACGGGGCUGUGCAACCGCUCCUCCUGCCCACUGGCCAACAGCCAGUAUGCCACCAUCAGAGAGGAGAAAGGUCGGUGUUACCUGUACAUGAAGACAAUAGAGCGGGCGGCUUUUCCUCGUCGCCUAUGGGAGAGGGUCCUGCUCAACAAGAACUAUGAGAAAGCACUGCAGGAGAUCGAUGAGAACCUCAUCUACUGGCCGCGGUUCAUCCGACACAAGUGCAAGCAGCGCUUUACCAAGAUCACCCAGUACCUCAUCCGCAUCAGGAAGCUGACACUCAAGCGACAGAGGAAGCUUGUUCCUCUACGCAGGAAGAUUGAAAGGCGGGAGAAGAGAAGAGAGGAGAAAGCCCUGGUUGCUGCUCAGCUGGAUAAUGCCAUUGAGAAGGAAUUACUGGAAAGGCUGAAGCAGGAUACGUAUGGAGACAUUUACAACUUCCCCAUCCAUGCCUUUGACAAAGCUCUGCAGGAGCAAGAUGCAGAAAGUGAGAGCGAGUCCGAUGCAGAGAGGGAAGAAGAUGAGGAGGUAAUGAUGGAUAAAAGAGAGUUUGUGGAAGGAGAUGACAGUGACCUCAGCGACUUUGAGGACAUGGAUAAGUUAGAGACAAGUAGUGAAGAGGAGCAGGAAGUGGAGCAAGAAGUAAAGAAAGGCUCUCACUCCAAAUCUAAAGGGAAAACUCCCCUGAAAGGACCAGCCAGAAGAAAACGUCCCUACAUUGAAAUAGAGUAUGAAAAAGAAACAGAGCCAGCCAGCAAAACAAAAGCAGCCUGACUCCUUCAACCUGCACUUUGUACUGAAUGACAGGACCCCUUCAUCUGCCACCAGAACUCCUUCCAGCUUUUGCCACUCUGCAGGACCCUUCAUAAUUGCUCCUUAUACUCCAGACUAGUACUUUUCUUUAUGAAAAGAAGGGUUUCGGACCCGACCCCAGGCAGUUGCAGCCAGUUUGUGCUUACAUGAAGCAGUUUUAAGAAAGAAGAUUUGACCUUCUCUGCAACUAGACAAGGCUCAGCUUGAACUGUGCGCUCCAGGAAGGAGCCUGGGCUGGGGGCACUGCUGCCUUGUUCUAAAGCUGUAGGUAGGUGAGCACACA